UUUUUCUUUUGGGAAUCUUUCAGUAUAAAAGUAAACAGUAACAGAAGCAAGUUACUGCGCGCAGCAGAGAGAUGACAGUGGGAUGGCUGAAACAGAAAUGGAGGACACUGUAUUCAUCAUGUACAAUUCUGAGAGGACGUCGAGGGUUUCGAUCAGAUGCAGCUCUUGAAGCAAUCGCCAAAGCUGGUGAAGACAGAGUACAAAACUUGGCGCUAUACAAUUACCCAUCUUUUUCAGGGGCAUUCUCAGCUCUAUUUACUCAUCUUUUCCACUCUCACCACAAUCUCCCUUGCCUCAUCUUGCCUUUCUCUUCCGUUGAACCCUUCAGGGUGGAAGAUUUGUCCAUUCAUGGCCUUGAGAGAGUUUAUCUCCUUGAUUUUCUUGGUCCAAAAGGAUUUGCAGCACAACUUUCACAGCAAAACAUGUGCGAAUUGGAUCGUGUUUUAAUAGUUGAUUCAUUUAGGGUGAUUGGCUUCGAUCAUCGAAAAUCUGUACUCGCACAGAUUAAAGAAGAUCAUCCCAAGAAAGUCACAUUUUAUACUGACCUCGAGAAGAGUAGCUCCACCGCCGUACAUGAAUAUUUCUCUUCCAAGCUUGUAGAGAUGAAUCCUGUUGAUGGGGAAGUUGCCAGUGUACUGAAUUCAGAAGAGCAGGAUCGUCUGAAAAUUGUUCUUAAGUACAUUGAAGAUAUGGAUCUUCGUCGAUGGAGCUUGCCAGACAUAACUGCUUUCAGGAUUGGGCUAAAUGAAUGGCGCUCAAAGCUGAAUCUUAUUACUAAUCCAUAUAUGUAUGAACAGUUAUUGGAGAUAAGUGCCUCGGAUCUGAUUGCAAAGGGAAAUUCCUAUAUUUCUGCUCGCCAAAGUGCUGCAAAUAAGUUAUUGGAUAAGGUUUUUAGAGUUAAGUUGGGCAGAGGUUUAUAUGGAGAAUGCCUGGCAGUUAGAGCAGAUGGAAGUUCUAACUUAAGCGAUGAAAUUGGCAAGCAACUUAGUGUGAAGAGUGCUGCAGCUGGACUUAGGGCCAUAGGAGCUGUUGUACACAUGCAGCGGAAUAAUCUUAAGAUGUGCUUGAGGAGUACAGACAGUGCUACUGAUACUUCUGAGAUUGCAAAGUCUUCCUUGUGUCGUUAAAUUUCCAGGCAUAUGGUGGAGGUGGCUCUGCAAGUUCUAGCUCCUUCAUCAUAAGAAUGGAUGACUAUAAUCAGUGGCUUUCAGUAAAUAAAUCAUAGUGCCUCAAGGUGCAAUGGUAGAUUAUCAUGCCGCUUCCUGUAUCAACCCUUCCAUCUGUAGCAUCAUGAUGAUUUUCAUCAAUAAAAACAUAUUGAUGGUAGUUGAAGC
Molecule: messenger RNA, 1334 nt
Organism: Mangifera indica (mango)
Lineage: Eukaryota; Viridiplantae; Streptophyta; Magnoliopsida; Sapindales; Anacardiaceae
Exons: 8
Coding region: 72-1127 (351 amino acids)
Source: RefSeq, a predicted model, not a curated record